AUGAGCGACAACAUGAACAUCGACAGCCCACAAAGGCAUAUGAUGACACCCAAUUCAGCAUCGUAUGGAGUAGGGGGUUCAGGUCCAUCUAGCGCGCAAGUGCCUGAAACACCUACCCCAGCCACCCGGAUAAGGGACCGCCCAUCGACGCCGUCCACAGUUAGGCCGGCAGCCAUCCAGCCCAUGGAGGCUCAGCCCACGCAGGCACCAUCCAUUGACAUCAGUUCAAUAGUUUCUUCGGUCACACAGCAGGUGAUGAGCGAGAUGAUUCGCCAGCAGGCGACAAUUUCUACUACUCUUUCAACGCAGUUGCGGGAAUAUGUGGAUACCCAGACCCAACAACAAGAGACCCGUUGGCAUGAGAUCCAGCAAUCCAUUUUGGGCAAUCAGACCCAACAACACCAAAGGGAACCGGAGCAGCCGGUCCAUCCCCCUACUGAGCAGGCUCAUCAACCUGAGUCGAACCGAAACCCAAGGGGCCACGCAACAGCACCCCAGACCCCAAAUCCUCCAAUGCAGGCUAUACCCUCUCCACAGCCUGUUAUUGAGCUAGAGCCGUACUGCAGCUACACAGUUCCCCUAGCACGGACCGGAUUGAACUAG
This is a messenger RNA of Aspergillus chevalieri, 603 nucleotides long. RefSeq lists its product as uncharacterized. NCBI's taxonomy places the organism in Eukaryota, Fungi, Ascomycota, Eurotiomycetes, Eurotiales, Aspergillaceae. Bases 1 to 603 code for a protein of 200 amino acids. The record is from RefSeq and is a predicted model, not a curated record. The transcript is spliced from 2 exons.